This is a messenger RNA of Zalophus californianus (California sea lion), 3590 nucleotides long. RefSeq names its product secretory carrier membrane protein 5 (gene SCAMP5). Gene Ontology annotation, cellular component: trans-Golgi network membrane; recycling endosome membrane. The coding region runs from base 295 to 1002 and encodes 235 amino acids. Lineage: Eukaryota; Metazoa; Chordata; Mammalia; Carnivora; Otariidae. The record is from RefSeq and is a predicted model, not a curated record. The transcript is spliced from 7 exons. Gene Ontology annotation, biological process: protein transport.
CUGCGCUCCGCGCUGCCCUCGGACGACUACGUCGCGGCGUGGUCCUCGCAGGGCGGCGGGAGACUGAGGCCUCAGCUCGCCGCGCCUGACCGGAGCUGGAGGCUCCCGGACCCCCGUACACUCCUGGGCCAGGCUGUCCCUGAGGCGAAUGGAAAGAGAACAAGGAGAACCCUUCCCAAGGGGAGUUAAGCUCCCUCCACCCAUGGAGUGGCCACUAUUAGAGCUGCAUGCUUUAGGGUCAGGACAAAGAGGCGUGGGCAGGCCGCUGGGCCGGCUGGUGCCAUCCGUGCCAUCAUGGCAGAGAAAGUGAACAACUUCCCACCGUUGCCCAAAUUCAUCCCCCUGAAGCCAUGUUUCUACCAAGACUUUGAGGCAGACAUUCCUCCCCAGCAUCUCAGCAUGACCAAGCGCCUCUACUACCUCUGGAUGUUGAACAGCGUCACGCUGGCCGUGAACCUGGUGGGCUGUCUCGCGUGGCUGAUCGGAGGCGGGGGAGCCACCAACUUUGGCCUCGCCUUUCUCUGGCUCAUCCUCUUCACACCCUGCUCCUACGUCUGCUGGUUUCGGCCCAUUUACAAGGCCUUCAAGACUGACAGCUCCUUCAGCUUCAUGGCAUUCUUCUUCACCUUCAUGGCCCAGCUGGUCAUCAGCAUCAUCCAGGCCGUGGGCAUCCCAGGCUGGGGCGUCUGCGGCUGGAUCGCUACCAUCUCCUUCUUCGGAACAAACGUUGGCUCGGCAGUGGUGAUGCUCAUUCCCACCAUUAUGUUCACGGUUGUGGCUGUGUUUUCCUUCAUCGCCCUCAGCAUGGUUCAUAAAUUCUACCGGGGCAGUGGGGGGAGUUUCAGCAAAGCUCAGGAGGAGUGGACCACAGGGGCAUGGAAGAACCCACACGUGCAGCAGGCGGCCCAGAAUGCAGCCAUGGGGGCGGCCCAGGGUGCCAUGAAUCAGCCGCAGACUCAGUAUUCCGCCACCCCCAACUACACAUACUCCAAUGAGAUGUGAGCCAGCCAAGCCUACCAGGAGGGCAGGGCUGGGGGUCCGUGGGACAGGGACUCAAGCCACAUUGUCUGUUGUGGUGACCAAGCAGGGUUCCUUCCUCCCUUUUCUCCUCCCCAACUUUGUACAAAGAAUCAGAGUUAUAUAUAUAUAUAUAUAUAUAUAUAUAUAUAUAUAUAUAUAUAUAUAUAUAUAUAUAUAUAAUUGUGUGUGUGUGUAUAUAUAUAUAUAUAUAUAUAUAUAUGUAUAUGUAUAUGUCUUCCCCCUUCCCCCGCUCCUUCGGAUUCUGCUCUCAGUACUCUGAGAGCUGUGGGCUGCACGUGGAGCUGUCCCGUGCGCUGGUAGCUAUGUCCGUGUCCCCUCGUGAAUAGUAUGCAGUGGAGGUCUCUGUUGUUGUGGUGCUAGAUGUAUGUUUAGAACUAAACCAGCCCCCACCCUCCACCAGGGUGCCCCCUCUGACCUUGGCCCAGGGACUCCUCAUGGACCAGGGGGAGGCAUAGCAGAAAACCUGGCCCCCUCCCCAGGGUUAUGAACUGAAACUGUCUCCACUUUUGGUCUCACUGGGAAGCAACAGUAUUUAGCACUCAUGGGGUGGUAGGUAGGAGGGUGGGGACAGGCCAGGGAUCUUCCUUUGCUCCUUCUGAUCUGGUUUCCCUCCCCCUCCUUCCCCUCCCUCCUCUCCUCUUGGUGUCAGAUUCCCUGUGGCUUCUUUUCUUGCCCAGAGUCUCUCUCUUCCCCGUGUGGCUUUUCUUUGUCUUCCCCAAGGCUGAGUGUCCCAGUUGUAUAUGCUUCUGAGACUGAGCCCAUUCUCAGAUCAAGGAAGUAGACAGGAGCUGAGCCUUAGGUGUGAUGUGGGAGGGCACACAGCUAGAGAUGCACAGCCCAUCUCGGUACCCGACUCCCAGGGAGUGGAAAUGCAGGGUCAUCUCAGAGCUUGGCCUGCAGGGGAAGGGGGGCUCCUCUCUUUUCUGUCCUGCUUCCCCUCCUCUUCCCAGAGCCCCCUUGAAUCCCUCUGCCGAUGUUCCUCCCCAUACCCUCAGCUGCUAGCCUACCCGCAUCCCAUGCUAGGUGGCAUCUGCCAUCUGUGAGGGCUGAUUCCACUGCCUUCUCUGAAGAGCUGGGUGGUGUCCACGUAAUUUUCAGGUAUAAAGGUACAGCUCGAGCAGAGAGUAUGUAAAUAAUUAUUUGUCCCUGAGUGAGAUCUGACUGGCCCAAGCCCACUGGGCAAGUACUAGGUAUCUCUGAAUGACCGACCUCUGGAUUCCUGAGAGCAGAUAGCUGUUCUGCUUGGGUCUGGUGGAGGGGCAGGCUCAGAGGGCUGGGCCUGGAGGGAAGAUUGGGGGAGAAGGCAGGCAGGGCCCAGGGAGAGGAGAGCCUACCUCCUCCCACCCUAGCUUGCUUUUGGUCACAGAACAGUUCUGGGCACUUGAACUCGACCCAGGAAGAAGCACAUGCCCAAUCCUAUCCAUAAGCACAAUGGCUGGAAUGGGAUUUCAGGUUAGGUGGGGUGGGAGGGGAAGCCUCUGACUUUUUUUUCCCCCAAAUCAAGAUUACCUACUCCCAUCUGCCUAUUAGACUUGGUUUUUGGCCCUUCCUCACCCUGUCAGAACCCCCUUUCCCCUGCAGGAUAGUGAUUUAAGGCCUGUGGGGCUGUUCUGUUCCAAGCAUUGUGAAAAUGUCACUGGUAGAAGUCCUGGCUCUUUCUGAGGCCCGGAGGGAGUGGAUUCUCACCCAAGGAGCAGUUGCCUGUUUUUCAUCUUCCCUUCUGCCUGGGCUAUUUGGCCUGAAAAUUUUGGCCAACCUCGCUUGGUCACUCUGGGCUGGCUCCAGCUUGGAACCUAACACCUGGGCUUCCAGGUGCCAUCUUGAGCUUUGAGCUCCAGGCACUUCAUUUUCCUGUAAGGGGAGCCAAGUCCUCUGAAAAGUUCUCUUCCUAAUGGUCCCUUACACUUGGGCCAGAGUGUGAUUGACUCUCUGCUCUACCACUUUCUCUCCAGAAAGCAGUUAUCUCAGCCUCUAGUACCUAAAAAGAGACCCUAGGUCUAGGUUUUCUUUACCUUUCCUUUCCCCUACCCUAGACCUCUGGCUCCCGUUCUCAUAGUGUGUCUGGUAGCUCCAGGAGGCCUAGUGGUAGUGCUCACUCACUCCUGUUGGAUGCCACCUGUAGUCAGUUUCCUGUCCUACCUGCCUCUCUUUCCUGGCCUAGACCUAUAUGGCCAUGCCCUAGCUCUGCUCUUGGGAAGGCCUGAUACCUGUAUGUGACCCAGCUUGUCCAGGCCCUGGGAUGCUGCAUCUCCAGGCAACUAUGCACUUUCCUAGGGAGGGAACCAGUAUGAGAAGUGGGGGCUGGGCAUGAAUUCAUCUCCGCUGGAUGGUCUGUCUUGGGGGUGUGGUGGAGGAAGGCCCAGGUCACUUUUGGGAAUCCUCAGGUCUGGCCAGCCAGUGACCUGUUUUCGCAUUUUGCUGGUGCCUCCUGCUCCCCCUUGUUUCUAGGAGACACAGACCAUUGUCCAACUGGCAGUUGACCUGCCUGAGCUAAUGUCUGUCUGUGGUAACUGAGUGAACCUUAAUAAAGGGGAACAUUUGGCCCUGUG